This is a messenger RNA of Branchiostoma belcheri (Belcher's lancelet), 2074 nucleotides long. Its product is annotated as fos-related antigen 1-like. Gene Ontology annotation, biological process: regulation of transcription by RNA polymerase II. Gene Ontology annotation, cellular component: nucleus. NCBI's taxonomy places the organism in Eukaryota, Metazoa, Chordata, Leptocardii, Amphioxiformes, Branchiostomatidae. Gene Ontology annotation, molecular function: DNA-binding transcription factor activity, RNA polymerase II-specific; RNA polymerase II cis-regulatory region sequence-specific DNA binding. Bases 156 to 1229 code for a protein of 357 amino acids. The record is from RefSeq and is a predicted model, not a curated record. The transcript is spliced from 3 exons.
CCCCACUCCUCAUUUCAAACGAGUGACUCACGGAGAACACACUGUCCACCAACCCACGGUAAAACCACAAGACACCGGAAGCUUGGUACCGCCUACUUGACCCCACAGUGUACGGAAGUUCUCUGGACACGACGGUUACCCAGACUUUCUCGGAAAUGUACGGCAAGCUGAUCGGAGAGCUGGACGGGUCGGGCCACUGCAGUCCCGCGUCUAUCAUGUCCGACGAUAGCUGUUCGUCCAUGGCUACUACAGCAAGCCAGGACUUUGCUGGAUCUGGGAACGAGUUUACAUCCAACCUGAACACACUGGCCAACGCCGCAUCAGACCCAAACAUGCAGUGGAUGGUCACCACCUCCAAUGCCAUCUCCAACUCUGCCACUCCUGCAGCUUUCACCAAUGCAGUCAACGUGGCAAACAACCCAGAAAUCAAAGUGUUGCUGGAAGCCGCAGCACGCCGCCGGAGACGCAUCCCAGAUCACGAGCUGCCAUAUGAUGAGCGUGAGAAGCGCCGUGUACGCCGUGAGCGGAACAAGCUGGCUGCAGCAAAGUGCCGCAACCGCCGCCGUGACCUUACUGAAGAACUGAUUGCACAAACUGAAGACCUGGAGGAGGAGAAGGCUGGGCUGGAGGCAGAGAUCGCCAGUCUGCAGGCUCAGAAGGAACAGUUACAGUUCAUCCUCCAGGCACACAAGCCUGCCUGCAAGAAGCUACGCACAGACUCGGACUCAGACAGCACCAUCACCCCCUCCAGCAGCCCUGGUCGCAAGUCCACCUCCCCCAAACCCGCUAACCUGACCCUGCCGCUGACUGCCAUCACCACCUCCCCCAGUCUCAACACACCCAGCAUCACCACCUGCGCCCUGACCACGCCCACUCUCACCACGCCCAACCUCACCACCACUCUGGAGUCCUUCAUGUCGUCCCUGGACACGCCCACCAUUGUGACGGCUUCCAGUGACUUUGACACCUUCACCACGUCAGCAACUCUGACCACGCCUACCAUCCCAAACAUGGACGGAGUGUUUGCUGAGCCCAACCCAUUCACCAUGGCAACAACGCCCUCCUCCAUGACAACCUCCCUCUUCAACUAUCCCCAUGUCACGGAGACGUUGGACCUUCCCUUCCCCACCUCGGGACAGGCCUGUGCUCAGCAGGUGCAGCGCUCCAGCUCAGGUUCUGCCAGUGACAGCACGCCUGAGGCUACCUCGCCCAGGUGGAUUUCCUUGUGAUCAUCCAGGGCUUAAAGACACUAGUAAUCCUAUUGUAUUACAAAGACCUACUGUUUGCUUUUAUAAGGAUUUUGUAAGAGGAUUUGAGAUAUAAAAUGAAAAUUGGAGGGCCAACAGGCAUGGCCAAGAAAGUAGAGUUGUAUAGAGCAUAUGGUAGCAAUUCUGCAGACACUGCCAGGGUGUGCAGAGGGAAGGAGUGUGCCGGUAACAUGGAACUUCUCAGGGUGCAGGGCUGGACUGCAGGGCAGCAGGGAGGGGACAUUGUACUGUGGUGACUCAGAGAUGGCUCCCUAGUCCACAGCCAAGUGGAUUAACCAUAGCCAUUGUUAAAUGUCAAAGGGACUUGCCUCAUGCCCUACUUUCAGUUGGCGAGUCACUUUCUCCUUUUGGGGUUUGGUGCAAUACCAUACAUGGAAAUUUUUGGGCUUCUUUAAUGAUGAAUCAUAAGUGAACCAAAAACAAAGUGUGAUUCAGGACUUUUAUUGCCUGGCAUUGUUUUUAUGCUCCACAAUGAGCAGUCAGUAUAUGUAUAUGUGGUAUGACUCAUACAUACCAAAUAGCUAUUUAUUGCUUUUAUGAUGAAGUGGAGGAAUUUGAUAUAUUGACUUCUUAUUAUGCAAAACAGAUUAUUUAUUUUCAAGAAAUACCUUAACUUAUUUAAUUAUGUAUGACAGUACUGCCAUUGAUAUUUAUACCAAAAUAUGAUGUCAUCUAGCAUGUUAACAUGGAGAUGCAUGUUCAUUGGACAGCUCUCUUGCUAAAGGACUUGAGUUAUUUAUUCAGGCAUUUUGUCUCUGCAGAGUGUUAUAUUUUGAUAAAAUAAAAAGUGGACUAUGAACCUCAAA